This is a messenger RNA of Rhincodon typus (whale shark), 4118 nucleotides long. Its product is annotated as serine/threonine-protein phosphatase 2B catalytic subunit gamma isoform-like. Gene Ontology annotation, molecular function: calmodulin binding; calmodulin-dependent protein phosphatase activity. The record is from RefSeq and is a predicted model, not a curated record. NCBI's taxonomy places the organism in Eukaryota, Metazoa, Chordata, Chondrichthyes, Orectolobiformes, Rhincodontidae. Gene Ontology annotation, biological process: calcineurin-mediated signaling. Gene Ontology annotation, cellular component: cytoplasm; calcineurin complex.
AUGGCAGCUCGGAGGGGAGGCAGGCAACUUUCUCAGCACAGACACCACAGCAAACAGAGGGGCACAAUAGCUGGCCCAGGCUUAGAUUACUGCAACAAAGGUAGCCUAUCUUUUCGAAACCUGCUCUUUGUAAAAGCUGUUCCGAUUCCCCCAGCCCGCCGCCUCACCAUGCAGGACGUUUACUCGGAAGGGAAACCCAAACUUGAUGUCCUGAGGGCUCACUUCAUUAAAGAAGGGAGACUGGAGGAAGAUGCUGCCAUCAAAAUUAUUGAGGAUGGAGCUGCUAUCUUUCGCAAGGAGCGGACGCUUAUCGAAGUGGAUGCCCCCGUCACAGUUUGUGGUGACAUUCACGGUCAAUUCUAUGACCUGAUGAAGCUAUUUGAAGUGGGUGGCCCACCCAGCAACACUCAGUAUCUGUUCCUUGGAGACUACGUAGAUCGUGGCUACUUCAGUGUUGAGUGUGUGCUGAUGCUCUGGGUUCUGAAGAUUCACCAUACUAGUACGAUGUUUCUGCUACGGGGGAAUCACGAAUGUAGACAUCUCACUGAAUAUUUUACCUUCAAGCAGGAAUGCAGGAUCAAGUACUCGGACCAUCUCUACAACGCCUGCAUGGGUGCGUUUGACUGUCUCCCCUUGGCUGCAAUAGUUAAUCGUCAGUUCCUGUGUCUGCACGGGGGCCUCUCACCCGAUGUGCACACUCUAGAUGACAUCAGGAGAUUAGACAGAUUUAAAGAGCCACCAGCCUUUGGGCCUAUGUGUGACUUGCUGUGGUCAGACCCAACAGAGGAUUACGGCAACGAAAAGACACCAGAUCACUUCAGUCAUAAUACUGUACGAGGCUGCUCCUACUUCUUUAGUUAUGCUGCAGUUUGUCGCUUUUUACAGCACAACAACUUGUUGUCAGUAAUCCGUGCACAUGAGGCUCAGGAUUCCGGGUACCGAAUGUAUCGGAAAAACCAGGCAACUGGCUUUCCAUCUUUAAUAACCAUUUUCUCUGCACCAAAUUAUCUAGAUGUCUAUAAUAACAAAGCUGCUAUAUUGAAAUAUGAAAAUAAUGUGAUGAAUAUUAGGCAAUUUAACUGCUCCCCUCACCCUUACUGGCUUCCAAACUUCAUGGAUGUCUUCUCCUGGUCUCUGCCCUUUGUUGGCGAGAAAGUUACAGACAUGCUGGUCAACAUCCUGAACAUCUGUACUGACGACGAGCUCCUGGAUGACGAGGAUGCUUUGCAGAAUGAUCGCAAGGAAGUUAUCAAGAACAAAAUCCGUGCAAUUGGCAAGAUGGCCAGAGUCUUCACUGUUCUCAGAGAGGAACAUGAAAAUGUACUGACGUUAAAAGGCUUGACUCCAAGCGGCACCCUGCCUUUAGGUGCCUUGGCAGGAGGAAAACCAACCUUGGAGAAAGCAAUGACUGAUGCAGUAUCCUCUAAUUCAGGGAGAGGUUCGCUGCAGAGGAUCAGCUUUGAACAGGCCAGGGGCUUGGACCGGAUCAAUGAAAGGAUGCCUCCCCACAAGCCGCAGAUGAUGAAUCAGCCCCAAGCUCCAUCUCCGACUCCUCCACCAGCUCCAACUCAGGCCCAAACGCGAGCUCAGACCCAAGCUCGGGCUCAGGCUCAGGCUCGAGCCCAGGCCCAGGCACAGAUGAAAUGGCCCCCUCAGGGUUACCAAGCUACCCGUGGACUGCAAAACGCCUCCCCACAGCAGCAGCAGGUACCUGGGCGAGUCCCAUUUAGCACCAACAUAUCUGCUGAUCGCCGGCAGCAAGCAAUGGGCCAGCGCCCCAUGCCCACACAGCCAGGGAUGCCAACUGCCAAGAACACCCAGGGAAUGAAAGGAAAAGAUAAGAUGGCACACUAACAGUUCACCUGCCCUUUGUCAUAGGGGCAAUGAGGUCCUAUUUAUUUAUUGUAAUUGCUUGGGAGUGUCCUGAGACCCAUAGCUCCCAGCCUGUCCCUUCACCUCUGUUGUGAUCGAUGCCCAGUUUUACUGGAAUAUUGAGAAAUUUGAUCUCUUUGACUUCGCCUCCCUCUUGGACUGAAGUGACUGGAGAAAAGCCGACUGACGUAGCCCUUGAGUUUGCGCGGGCCUUGCUAAGUUUUCUGAAGGAGCAUUCUGGGGAAUGUGUGGUGCAUUUGGGAAGUGCAUAACUAUCUCAGUCCCGCUCGUGAGUCAUCUUCGCAUUGAGUGCCCAAGUCUGAUAUUUGUUCUCACCCUGGUUCAGGGUGUUGAGGGGAGAAGGACUGGACUACUUGCUUGUGUUGCACUGCAGUAGACAAUGACAGACAGGGAACCCAGAAGGAUAUCAGUGUGUUCUCGAAAGCAUCACUUGCCUCCUUUGUGAUGACUGACCUGCCAUUGCCCACUCCCCUGUGCAGGCCCUUUUUACCUGCUACCUUCACCUAUACUUGCAAUGACUUGUACCAUUUCAGCUGGUGAGGCUGAGGACAUAUGCGCAGAGCUACUCAGCUCUCCUGUCUGUUCAUUUUCAGCCACCUGAACAGUCCUGCCCACGGACAACUCUAUCCCAGUUCCCAAUGAGUCGUCAUCAGCUUUUUUACAAAUCUGGCUCCGAUUUGUUUUUUUUUUAUUGUGGCUCAUGGGAAGCCUUUUGGAAAAAGGAAGCAUGGAAACAAAAUUGAUUUGUUCCAAGUUUUUAUUUAAAAAAAAACAAGCCUGUUAUAUGGUACAAUGUCUGUAUCCCAUCUUGAAACUUCAUUGUAAAAUGAAUGAACCUGUAUGUGUGAACUAGAUUGAAUCCUGAUGAAUUGGGAAGGUCAGCUCGAGAAAGAUGUUCUGUCAUGAACUCUGGUGUUGUCUUUGGGGACAUGUCUCUGAGCUGGUGCCCGUCUGUGAGGUCAGUUGAAAAGUGACUGAAAUCAACUCACUCUGUCCUGUUUCUUCUUCUCUGCCUUGCCUCUGUCUUUCUCCCCAUUGUAUCUGCCACUCUGUCUGUCUCUCUCUGUCUCCAUUCCUUUCCCCUACUGUCUGUAUCUGUCCACUCUCUCAAUUGCUUUCUUCCCCAUUUUUUCUUAUUCUAACUGACUGUCUGUCUGUCCUCCCACCCAUGUUGCACAUUGUCUCUCGCUUGAUAGCACUGUCAGUAAUCAGGAGACUCCUGCAGUGUUCUUGUAACCAAGCUCUCAGUGUUGUACAUUUGGAAAUCUGAUUGUUUGGGUUCUGCUCUGCAGAUUACAUCUUCUUGGUCAAACUUGUCCUAUUUCGGUAUUGAGUUCAAGAUGCUGCAGUGCUUGAGGAGAUGAUCAGAGAGAGAACAGAUCUGAGAUCUUUGGUAUACAUCUUUUAUCACCUCGCCUUUCGGAUGGAAAAUUAACGGUUCUUGAAGUUGAAGAGCUGGUGAUAGUUAUUCUUCCCAAACCUGUGAAAGGGUUGGGCCACAAAGACCCUCUGGAACAUUACUCCCACAGUUCAGAUAUGCUUGCUUUAAAACCCUGCUUUAUCUGGGAAAUGAUGUUCAGACCUCGUUACCCAAUGAAAGCUCAUCCACGAGAUUGCAUGAACCAAGAAAAUCUAGGCUGCACUGCACAAUUGUUAACUGAUGUCACUCAGUUUCCCAAAGCAAAAGUUACAUUUUUGGUUCCCUCUCUGAAGAGUGCUGAAAGUAAAUUUAAUGAGCUGCAGGAUCUCUGCCACUGACUGUCUGAGAAAAACAGCGACCAUCCAGUGUUUGCAAAUUUCGGAUCUUUAGUGUGCAAGUCUGGAAAAUUUUUCCCAGUGUGUGCUUUCAUUGUCUUGCAAUGUCUGUUUGCAGGGCUCUUCGUUCGAGUCCCUCUGUACUUAAUGGCAACACACCGACAAUUCUAGACUGUACUGCAGCCUUUGCAAAGAAUCCUAAAUCACCCUGAACAAAGGGAGUCUGCUCUGAAACAGUGUUGCAGUACCCACCCGAAACUGUUGGCACAAAUCAGUGUCACUGCCUUUGGAGGCAGUGGUGCAUUGAUUAGCAGGACAAUUGUCCUAAGACAGCAGUAUUGGGUUUGUUGUAGCUCUGAAUGAAAAGGUCCUCCAGAUGACGAUCACUUUGUGAAUAUUCCAGAUGUUUGGCAGCCAACAGUCACAAAAUGUCAGUUUGACUGCAUGUGGUCAGGCCCAUACAUCAAAGU